CGCACCCAUGGCGCUCUCUCUGAGAAUUGCAAUUCGAGUGCAUUUUCCAUCACUGAUCCAUGAGGACAACAGAAAGUGAAUGCAGGAUAGAGGAUACAGCAGAGAGUGUGGUUCGAUACAAACGUGAAUGGCAGGCCAUACAUCGUGACCAACCAGCUCUUCUUUCAUUCUUGGUUUCAAGUCUUUCUCCUCUCUCUUUAUCCCACUACUACCGCAAACGCUUUCUUCCUUUCACUCUUUCUCUUGCACACUUCACAUAUCCUCGUGAUCAUUCCUUUCCUUGCCCAUCGAUUCAUUUCGAUUUCACUAGACUCGACGUCUUCUAUACCUACAUACUCAUUCCUUGAGAGUGCUCUAUCGACACAGGCUUGUCAUCGCGACUCCUUGAACGCUCAUUGCAACUGAUUCAAGAAUAAAAUACUCACUCACUCACUCACCCAUCUAAACCAAUUGGACUCCAUACUAUCCAUCUUGUUGACCAAGCUUCUCCCAUCAAAAUGAUUGCCUUCAACAACAUUCUUCUCGCAGCAUCGCUGCUUACCUGCCAUGUCAUGGCCGGCCCUCUGGCUGUAAAGCGAGAUGUCAAGACUUUUUAUGAGACUGAAUAUAUUACCGUUACUGUCACCGAGACAGUCACCGUCGGCGCCGGCGCAGCUCUGGUCACACCUCCUCCGGAUCCUGCCACGUCUUUUGCAUCCGGCGCAGCUGCCUUCCACGAGGAAUCAUCUGUGGUAUCUUCGGAUGCGUCAGAAGCACCUCCUGCGCCUCCUGCGCCCACUGACGCAGUCGAGCCACCUCCAGCUGUCCCCAAAACGGUCAGUGUCCAGCCCAAAGACACCCCAGGAUCCUCCUCUGCGAGCUGUGAAGGUACUGGUAACCUUUGUGCUGGGGACGUCACUCACUGGGAUGGAGGACUUGGAGCCUGUGGCUGGAACGUCAACACCGACUCCGAAUAUGCCAUCGCCCUUCCCCAUGGAUUGAUGGGCACUCAGUCCAACGGCAACCCCUACUGUGGACGUACGGUCACUCUGGUCAACCCCGUCUCUGGCACCACUGUGACUGCGACGGUUGGCGACAAGUGCAUGGGUUGCGAGGGUCGUGCAAUUGACUGCACCAAUGCUCUUUUCAACGCCAUCACCGACGGCAAGGGCGAUGGCCGCAUGGCUGGAAUCCAGUGGUACUUUUCUUAAACCCACUCAUUACCUACUUUGGAAAGUCCUUAGAGACUCAAACGAGCUUCUGUGAAGCUUCCUCCUUCUCAAUGCCACCCUGGAUGGAUGAUAUGAUGGAUAGAUCUGCAUUCCAGGUGUUUGCACACGACAUGGAAAUGAAAUGAUAUAACUGUGCCAUCUGAGUCGAGUACCUGCCCCAGGUAGCUCGGCCAACGUUUAUGACAUACGAUUGACGACGAUUAGACGACAUGGCAGAGGUUGGCUGGCAUAGAGAGAACACAUAACAGACACACGUGAUAGACCCAACAGAAAAUCAAUCAAAGCGUUUUUCCUGCAAGA
Messenger RNA from Exophiala mesophila, 1511 nucleotides. RefSeq lists its product as uncharacterized. The coding region runs from base 498 to 1190 and encodes 230 amino acids. Lineage: Eukaryota; Fungi; Ascomycota; Eurotiomycetes; Chaetothyriales; Herpotrichiellaceae. The record is from RefSeq and is a predicted model, not a curated record. The transcript has a single exon.